AUGAAUGGUAGAUUGCUCUUUCAAGGGUAUAGAAGCUCAAUUAGAGCGACAGCCUUUGCUGGAAGAAACCUAAGGCCACUGCAAGCUUCUAGAAAGCUUUCUUCAAUACUUCCCAAAGCUGGAUCUGAAAAGUCGCACUCCUCUAGUAAGAUCCUGACCAGAGGUGGGUUAGUUAUUGGCUUAGCCUUAGUAGCCACCACUGCAACGAUAUGGUCUCAGUCGUUGGCAUCUCCGAUUAGCAAUGAUGAUGAGAGAAAAGUUACACCGGAAGAGUUGGCCAAGCACAACACAGGAACCGACUGUUGGGUAGCCAUCAAUGGAAAAGUGUACGAUCUGACUGAAUUUCUGCCUCAACAUCCUGGUGGCCGUAAUGUUAUAUUGAAGCGGGCUGGAAAAGACGCUUCCAAAGUGUUCAAUCCGAUCCACCCCCCAGAUGCCAUUUCCAAGUUCCUUCCCGCUGAUAAGUUUGUCGGAGUUUUGGAUGGAGAAUUGCCCGAGGAAGAGGAAGUCCUUACUGACGCUGAGAUUGAAAGACAGGAGAGGAUCGCCAAUAAACCACCUUUAAGCUCGAUGUUCAAUGUGUACGACUUUGAAUAUGUGGCUCAAAACAUUCUAGAUGAAGCUGCUUGGGCUUACUACUCCAGUGCUGCUGAUGAUGAGAUAACGCUGCGUGAGAACCACUUUGCCUACCAUAAAGUUUUUUUCAGACCAAGGAUAUUGGUCGACGUCACUAACAUAGAAUUGGAAACAGAAAUGCUUGGUAUUAAAACUUCUGCUCCCUUCUACAUUUCUGCUACUGCUCUAGCUAAGUUAGGACACCCAGAGGGAGAAGUUGGUAUUGCCAAAGGUGCUGGCCGUGGAGAUAUUAUCCAGAUGAUUUCCACUUUGGCUUCUUGCUCCCUAGACGAAACUGUUGCCGCUGCCAAGGAAGGUCAAUCCCAAUGGUUCCAAUUGUACGUAAAUUCUGACCGUGAAGUUGCCUAUAAUAUGAUCAAGCACUGUGAAGAACUUGGAAUUAAGGGCAUCUUUGUCACUGUUGAUGCUCCCUCUUUAGGAAACAGAGAGAAGGAUAGACGUAUGAAGUUCACUGAAGAUACUGAUGUGGACUUGUCUGGCGAUGGUAAAACAGAGGUUAACCGUUCGAACGGUGCAGCAGCUGCAUUGUCUUCAUUUAUCGACACCGCUGUGACUUGGAAGGAUAUUGCAGAGUUCAAGAGACGUACAAACUUACCUAUAGUGAUAAAGGGAAUUCAACGUACUGAGGACGUCAUACUUGCUGCUGAACAUGGAGUGGAUGGGGUAGUUUUGUCAAAUCACGGAGGUAGACAGCUAGAUGGAGCACCUCCUUCCCUACAAGUUUUGGCUGAGUGCAUGCCUGUGCUGAGGCAACGUGGUCUUGACAAGAAGCUUGAGGUUUUCGUUGACGGAGGUAUCCGCAGAGGUACAGACAUCAUGAAAGCUCUGUGUCUUGGAGCCAAGGGUGUUGGUUUGGGACGUCCUUUCCUGUACGCCAACUCAGCCUAUGGACCUGACGGUGUGGAAAAGGCGAUCGAUAUUUUGAAGAACGAACUGAUAAUGAAUAUGCGUCUACUGGGAGUCACCAAGAUUUCUGACUUGUCACCAGAGUUUGUCGAUACCAGACCACUAUUUGGCUUGACUGCCAACGAUCGACUAUUCAAUAACAACUAUUUAGACAUCGAAUUUCCUAAAUUCAAGGACGAAUAA
Messenger RNA from Komagataella phaffii GS115, 1725 nucleotides. Its product is annotated as Cytochrome b2 (L-lactate cytochrome-c oxidoreductase). The record is from RefSeq and is a predicted model, not a curated record. The transcript has a single exon. Gene Ontology annotation, molecular function: L-lactate dehydrogenase (cytochrome) activity. Bases 1 to 1725 code for a protein of 574 amino acids. Lineage: Eukaryota; Fungi; Ascomycota; Pichiomycetes; Pichiales; Pichiaceae. Gene Ontology annotation, biological process: lactate metabolic process.